AUGGCACAGUCAAAUGUCAGCAAGUUACCGGAAACCUUGACCUCUCGCCACCUGAAUCGCCCCUCAAUCCUCUCUGGAGCUACCAGAGGAGUCAAACGGACCAGGGCCAAUCAAUGCCGACCUUAUGUCGGCUCUCAGCCCAAUACACCACUACACGGCUGUGCCACGCACCGAUUCCCAGAAUAUGGGGAUAAACGUGAAAUGCCAUCUUCAGGCGACGAGUGUGAAGGUGAAAGCAUCGAUCUUUGGGGACAGAGCCAGUUCUUGGCUGAUGUGCUUGUGGACCAGAGACAAAAGAUAAAAACGAAAGCACUUGAACUCUUUGAGCAGUGGAGAUCAGACAGAAAUUACAUUGCACCGCGGGAGGAUAGAUUGCCCCCUCGAAAAAGGUGCAAAACAUCAUCUGAACAGUUAAUUUAUACACAAACAGAAGAUGAAGAUGACAUCAGCGAUGAGGAGCUGGUGGUGGUUUCUCAACCCCCUUGCACAAAAUCAUUCUUUCAUCUUGCCUGCCCCUUUACGAUCUAUGCACCAGACGAAUAUCGAAAGUGUCUGCUCAAAGAUGAUAUUCAAUCUAUCGAGGAUCUUAAAGAACACCUCUUCCGAUGCCAUUCACGCCCAAUUCACUGCUUGAUCUGCUACAAGGCAUUCGACACGCUGAUCCAACGUGACGACCACGUAUUAACCGAAACGUGCCAGAGGCGCGAUGUAGGUCCCUUGUACGGUCUCAACGAGAGCCAGAAGGCAAAGUUAAUUCGAGGAGACUCUUUGCACUUUGGUGAAAGGAGACGCUGGUAUCGUAUCUGGUCUGUCGUUUUCCCUGGAUCCAAGAACCCGCCCUCUCCGUAUCUGGAUCGAGGCUUGGGAUUGAGCAUCUCCAUGAUGCGGGAUUUCUGGCAGGUAAAUGGGUCUCAAUGUGUCUCUGAUUGUCUUGAGCACGAGGGAUUGACACACGAUCAGGGCGAGAGUGUUGAGCGUGUUUUGUACGAGCUAUUACUCGAGGAUUUACUAGGAGAGAUGGUACAAGAGGACAAUGAUUUUGUCUAUGUGAGAAAGAGUAGAUCGACAUAG
This is a messenger RNA of Fusarium verticillioides 7600, 1071 nucleotides long. RefSeq lists its product as hypothetical. The record is from RefSeq and is a predicted model, not a curated record. The transcript has a single exon. Lineage: Eukaryota; Fungi; Ascomycota; Sordariomycetes; Hypocreales; Nectriaceae. Bases 1 to 1071 code for a protein of 356 amino acids.